This is a messenger RNA of Rotaria sp. Silwood2, 909 nucleotides long. The record is from the annotation of a GenBank genome assembly. NCBI's taxonomy places the organism in Eukaryota, Metazoa, Rotifera, Eurotatoria, Philodinida, Philodinidae.
AUGGCGUUUUUCAAUGCAUUCGUUAGUUUUCUAAAAAAACUGGUCUUAUUUAUUUUGAUUGUGGCUGUUGUUAUUCCGCUGCUAUAUGGAUCAACAAAUCCUCGAUAUCUUACUCUUCGUUUGCUACACUCAGUAUUAACAUUAAAACAUUCUCUCCUAUCAGAUCAAGCUAGACCAACACUUAGUGCUGAGUAUCGAGCUUUUGAGAAUGUAUUACGUAUGAAACCGCUAAUAAAACAUGAUGCAUUGGCAGAUCCAAUUAUCAGAGUCAAAGACUUGCGUUCCACCUUCAGCACAAAUAGCAUUAUUCCAAAACCAUCACAAUGUCAAAUCAAUAAAGAAGUAUUCGUUCAUGAUGGACAUUCAGUAGACACCUAUUGGAUUAAUUAUCCUCCAAGAAAGUUGCAAAAAGAUUCCGAUAAAUUAUUGCUCUACUUUCAUGGUGGAGGAUAUGUAUCAGGCGAUAUUCAGAGUCAUAGUGGUUUUGAAUGUCAUUUAUCUGAACUUUUCAAUAUAACUAUUCUUCAUGUAGAAUAUCGUCUUGGUCCAGAACAUCCACUCCCUGCAGCUGUCGAUGAUGCAAUUGCAAUCUAUCGUGCACUUUUUUAUCAGAAGAUUUCACCAUCUCAAAUGCUUUUUAUGGGUGAUUCAGCUGGUGGUGGUCUUGUUCUACUAACAAUUCAAGCUUUACUUGCUCAUCAAUUACCUGUUCCUCGUGGUGUUAUUGCUUUGUCUCCAUGGACUGAUCUUUCAACAUCUGGUGAAAGUUAUAAACGCAAUCGUGAAAUUGAUGUAUUGCUUUACGGUGACGAUAUCGACUGGGGUGCCUCACAAUUACUCGGUCUUAAUCAUUCUCAAUUAUUGCUAAAUAGUCCUCUAGUGAGUCCUCUUUUUGGUUCAUNGUUUUAA